Molecule: messenger RNA, 303 nt
Organism: Necator americanus (New World hookworm)
Lineage: Eukaryota; Metazoa; Nematoda; Chromadorea; Rhabditida; Ancylostomatidae
Exons: 2
Coding region: 1-303 (100 amino acids)
Source: RefSeq, a predicted model, not a curated record
AUGCCAGCUCAAGAUAAGCCCGCUGAAACUUUGGGAGCAACUCAACAAGCGAUUUCAACCCCUCUAGAGGUUAUAGGUAUAGUGCAAAAACAAGAAAGUUGGGUUCCGUAUGAUCUCAAACCCCCUGAGACUUUGGAAGCCGUGCGAAGUACUGCUCCGAAGGCAAAAUCGGAAAGGUCAGAGCAGUCUGCUAUGUGGUACACCAACCAACCUGACGAAACCAUCACUGGCAAACGUUACCAACAACAGGUGAUGCAACUCAGCGAAGCACUGAAGCUCAAACCAAUAUGCCAAAUGCCAUGA